Synchiropus splendidus (mandarinfish) is the source of this 963-nucleotide messenger RNA. Its product is annotated as odorant receptor 131-2-like. Lineage: Eukaryota; Metazoa; Chordata; Actinopteri; Syngnathiformes; Callionymidae. Gene Ontology annotation, biological process: G protein-coupled receptor signaling pathway. Gene Ontology annotation, molecular function: G protein-coupled receptor activity. The record is from RefSeq and is a predicted model, not a curated record. The transcript has 3 exons. The coding region runs from base 1 to 963 and encodes 320 amino acids. Gene Ontology annotation, cellular component: membrane.
AUGGACAUGAGUCCCAUCAACAGCUCAGUGGGCCUGGGAGCACACAACUCCUACACAAUCGUGCUGGUGAGAAACAUGACCGUGGUUCUGGUCUGGGUCGUCCUCAGUUACAUCAACGGGGCUCUGGUCACCACCUUCUUCAAAUAUCAAGUGUUCUACGAAGACCCUCGGUACAUCCUCUUCAUCCACAUGGUGAUGAACGACGCCUUGCAGCUGACCGUCACCGUCUCGCUCUUCGUCCUCAGCUACACCGUCUACAAGAUCAACGUGUCCCUCUGCUGCUGCAUCAUCCUGGUGGCCGUCUUCACCACCAGGAACACGCCAGUCAACCUGGCCAGCAUGGCCAUCGAGCGCUACAUCGCCAUCUGCAACCCGCUGCGACACCCUCAGAUCUGCACGGUGAGGCGGACCUAUGUGGUGAUUGGCAUCAUGUGGUUCAUAUGCGUGGCUCCGGACAUCACCGACCUCUUCGCCACGCUAGCGACCCAGCCGCUGAGCUUCUUCCACAGGUCCGUCUUCUGUCUGCGGCAGAACGUCUUCCAGGAUCCCAUCCUGGCGCAGAAAAGACUGGCCUUCGACAUUAUUUACUUCUCGUCCGUCUUCUUGGUCCUGGUCUUCACCUACCUCCGGGUGCUGUGGGCGGCCAGAGCUCUGUCCACGGAGAAGGUGUCGGCCCAGCGAGCCCGACGCACCAUCCUGCUGCACGUGGCCCAGCUGGCCAUGUGCAUGCUGUCCUACAUCUCACCCAACGUGGAGUUGGUCCUGCACCUCAUCUUCCCGGGCAGGAUCCGACAGAUCCGCUUUGUUAACUACCUCAUUGUCUACAUGCUGCCGCGCUUCCUGAGUCCAAUCAUCUACGGUGUCCGGGACAAACGGUUCCACAAGUACCUGAAGGUGGUGCUGCUGAGUCAGAGGUGCAGAGUCAGAGUCGGCAACACAAGUGUCCGUAGAGUCCUGCCCUGA